AUGGCUCGCCACGGGGAUACUCGCUCACCAUCACCUGUAGGCAGCACAUAUUCUUCUUCCAGACGGAGUCGCAGAGAUGAUGAUCGCUAUGAGAGGAGCAGGCGAGAUGAUGGGCGGAGCUACCGAAGAUCUCGUAGCCCUGAGAAGCGAUACCGUGACCGUGAACGCGACCGUGAUUCAUAUCGUAGACGUGACCGCUCGCUAGACAGACGCGCCGAUUACCGUGAUGAAGAUACGUAUAGACCAAGUCGACGGGAUCGUUCCCGCGAUCGACGUCGGUCGAGAGAUAGAGAUGAUGAUCGGGAUUACCGUCGCAGAAGUCGCGAUAGAGACUUUCGAAGCAGGCGAGAUGAUUCCCGCGACAGGGCUCGGAGACGGACAGAUGAUUCUGCUGACUUGAAACACAAGUCUAGACGGGAUGAUAGCCGGGAGCGGGCCAGAGAUUCCGUUCCCAGGUCUCGAGAGGCAUCGAAGCCUUCGACACCAGCGGCCAACACUGGUCCGACAGAUGACGAAAAGCGAGCCGAAAGACUGGCCAAGCUCGAAGCUUGGAAGCAAAAGCAAGCCGCAGAGAAGGAACGCAAACAACGAGAAGCCGCCGCAGCUGGUGGGACAAGAAGCAUCCUGGAUGAGAUUGACAGAAAGUCAGGCUUAUCACCAGCUGUUGGGUCUCCCCAGUCUUCUGCGACGCCCAUUGAUGCUGCCCCAGCGUCGUAUACUGGAAAGUUUGACCCGAAGGCGAUUGCAAAGAAUGCCGCACCGGCGCCAGCUGUGAAGUCUGUACUGGGGGAUGAUAUUGCUGUUCCGCCGUCCGCUAAGACAUCUGCUACCUUCCCUUCUACAAAGACUGAGGUUCAAGCUAACAAACCUUCUGCUACUUCAAGCAAAGCAUCAUCAUUGAAAGUAAAGGGAAACGUGGGUAGUUUUGGCCUGGGUACCAAGCAGGCCGCAGAUACCGAGAAAGCGUCAGCGACGAAGACCCUCGGCUUUGGCGAAGAAGAAUCUACCCGGCGGAAGUUGGAGAGGUUGCCAACUCCUCCGCUAGAUGACGCCAAAGACUCCAAUAAGGAAGAAGAUGUGACGGCAGAAGACGAAGACGAUGACGUUGACAUGCAGGAUGGUGACACUGAGGAGGAAAAUGCGGCUGCGGCGCGGGCAGCAGCAGAGAGGAGAGAAGAGCGACUGCAGAAUGAGGCUCGUGAUUCUCAAUCAAAUGGCGAUGUACAGAUGAGCGAUGCGUCGAAUCAAAAAGCGCCCGACAAGAUGGAAGUGGACGCCCAAGAAGAGGAAGAAGUUGAUCCCCUGGAUGCCUUCAUGUCUGAAUUAGCAGAGUCUGCCCCUCCGAAAAAAACGGCUGGCGCCAAGUUCGCGAAAGCUAAACCACAACAGCCUGAGGCUCUCUUUGGAGAUGAGAAUGAUAUGGACAUGACUGCUGUCGGCGACGGCGAUGCAGAUGAUUUCCUUGCUAUUGCUAACAAGGCCAAAAAGAAGAAGGAUAUCCCAACUGUUGAUCACAAGAAGGUGGAAUACGAGCCUUUCCGCAAGAAGUUUUACACCGAGCCUUCUGAUCUGGCAGCGAUGUCCGAGGAAGAGGCUGCUAGUCUGCGAUUGGAACUCGACGGCAUUAAAGUCCGUGGUGUGGAGGUUCCAAGGCCAGUGUCGAAAUGGUCUCAGUGCGGCUUAGGUGUGCAAACCUUGGACGUAAUCGAUAGAUUGGGCUAUUCUGCACCCACUUCGAUCCAAGCGCAAGCCAUCCCAGCGAUCAUGUCCGGCCGUGAUGUAAUCGGUGUAGCGAAGACUGGUUCGGGUAAAACGAUUGCAUUCUUGAUCCCUAUGUUUCGGCAUAUUAAGGAUCAACGGCCAUUGGAGAAUAUGGAAGGUCCCGUUGGUCUCAUUAUGACACCAACUCGUGAACUGGCAACCCAGAUCCAUAAAGACUGUAAACCGUUUUUGAAAGCUUUGAACCUUCGUGCGGUUUGCGCUUAUGGUGGCGCUCCCAUCAAAGAUCAAAUUGCUGACCUAAAGCGUGGCGCGGAGAUUAUUGUCUGCACACCUGGGCGUAUGAUUGAUUUGCUAGCAGCGAAUGCUGGCAGAGUUACAAACUUACGCAGGGUCACAUAUGUCGUCCUGGACGAAGCUGAUCGCAUGUUCGAUAUGGGGUUCGAGCCUCAAGUCAUGAAGAUCUUGGCCAACGUCCGACCUGAUAAGCAAACUGUCUUGUUCUCUGCUACCUUCCCGCGGAACAUGGAGGCUUUGGCCCGUAAGACCUUGAACAAGCCCGUUGAAAUUGUGGUUGGCGGUAGAAGCGUUGUUGCGCCUGAGAUCACACAGAUAGUGGAAGUUCGGAGUGAGGACAAGAAGUUUAUCCGGCUUCUGGAGCUUCUAGGUAACCUGUACUCUACCGACGAAAACGAAGACGCACGGGCGUUGAUUUUCGUUGAACGUCAGGAGGGCGCCGAUACACUACUUCGUGAGUUGAUGCGUAAGGGUUAUCCUUGCAUGUCCAUCCACGGAGGUAAGGAUCAGAUUGACCGUGACUCCACCAUCGAAGACUUCAAAGCAGGUAUUUUCCCGGUUUUGAUCGCCACGUCUGUUGCGGCCCGUGGUUUGGAUGUGAAACAACUCAAACUCGUGGUGAACUAUGAUGCGCCGAACCAUCUCGAAGACUAUGUCCACCGUGCUGGACGAACUGGCCGAGCUGGUAAUACUGGUACGGCGGUUACGUUCCUGACCGAAGACCAGGAGCGGUAUUCCGUUGAUAUUGCUAAGGCGUUGAAGCAGAGUGGACAGUCCGUGCCGGAGCCUGUGCAGAAGAUGGUUGACUCCUUCUUAGAGAAGGUCAAAGCAGGCAAAGAAAAAGCCAGUGCGUCUGGUUUCGGUGGAAAGGGUCUGGAGCGCCUUGAUCAGGAGCGAGAUGCUGCUCGUAUGCGUGAGCGCAAGACAUACAAGACUGGCGACGAGGGCGAAGAAGAGGAAGAAAAGGAAGAGAAGAACGAGAAGGCCGAAGAACAGUUCAAUAAGGUUCUCUCAUCGGUUCAAUCCGCCGCUGCGCCAAGCCUACCUGGCGUUCCUAAGGGCAUUGAUCUGGACGGCAAGAUCACCGUGCACAAGACUGAAAAGGACGCCAAUGGUUCGAAGAACCCGUUGGACAAGGUGGGUUCGGCUGUUGCUGAUAUUCACGCUCGUUUGAGCCGUGCUGGUGUGAUGAGGUCUGGAGUGCCCAUCGAUAACCGCGGGCCUGAUGCCGGAGCUUUCCAUGCUACGCUUGAGAUUAAUGACUUCCCCCAGAAAGCUCGGUGGGCAGUCACCAACCGGACCAACGUGGCCAAGAUUCUCGAAGCCACAGGGACAUCCAUUACCACGAAAGGCAGUUUCUAUGCUACUGGCAAGGAGCCAGGUCCCGGAGAGAACCCCAAACUGUAUAUUCUUGUUGAGGGUGAAACUGAGUUAUCUGUGACGAACGCCAUGCGUGAGUUGAUGCGGUUACUUAAGGAGGGAACUAUCGCUGCUGCCGAUAGUGAUGCGAGGGCACCGGUUGGAGGACGUUAUAAUGUGCUUUAA
This is a messenger RNA of Aspergillus oryzae RIB40, 3561 nucleotides long. Its product is annotated as DEAD/DEAH box RNA helicase. Gene Ontology annotation, molecular function: nucleic acid binding; ATP binding; RNA helicase activity. The record is from RefSeq and is a predicted model, not a curated record. Lineage: Eukaryota; Fungi; Ascomycota; Eurotiomycetes; Eurotiales; Aspergillaceae. Bases 1 to 3561 code for a protein of 1186 amino acids. The transcript is spliced from 5 exons.